Molecule: messenger RNA, 10094 nt
Organism: Paramormyrops kingsleyae
Lineage: Eukaryota; Metazoa; Chordata; Actinopteri; Osteoglossiformes; Mormyridae
Product: plexin-A1-like
Biological process (GO): regulation of cell migration; semaphorin-plexin signaling pathway
Cellular component (GO): semaphorin receptor complex; plasma membrane
Molecular function (GO): semaphorin receptor activity; protein binding
Source: RefSeq, a predicted model, not a curated record
UCCCCGCGCUCCGCGUUCACAGCGAGGCUGAGGCGCCCUCGGACGGCUGGGCUGCAUUCCUCCCCAUUCAUGCCGAGACUCCCAGGCUCUCCGGUGAAAUGCUGAGCGAGUGACUGCGUCCACGGGAAAGGACGAGUCUGCAAGUUUUGGAAUUUAACCAUGGAAAGGACGCCGAACCCCGGGCUCACCGCGUUCCGGCUCUUGGCCGUGCCACUGCUGAUGUUAUAGAUGACAGCUCUACGGCAAGUGAAAAACGGGACGUCUGGUCUAUAAGUGUGUUCCCUCCCCCCGCAAAUCAUUAACGUGGUGCAGCCAAGCCGGACGAAGGAGCAGGAGGAAGAGCCCACUAUCUAACCUUGGCUGUACAGGGGCAGUGCGUGAAAAUGUGGUCUUGCACGAGACUGAUGAGCAGCUUGCUCCUCCUGCUCCUCCAGGGGCUACCACUCAUCCUGGCUGUGGCCCGCAUUACGCCCAUGCCCUUCAAGACCUUUUCCCCGCUGGACGGAGGCCUGACACACAUGGUGAUCCAUAACAAGACAGGCGAGGUGUACCUGGGUGCAGUCAACUGGAUCUUCAAGCUAUCUAGCAACCUGACGAAGCUACGUAGUCAUAUGACCGGCCCGGUGGUGGACAACGAGAAGUGUUACCCGCCACCGAGUGUGCAGUCCUGCCCGCACGAACUGGCACAGACGAUCAACGUCAACAAGCUACUGCUGGUGGAUUAUGCUCAAAACCGUCUCAUUGCCUGUGGAAGCACCUCCCAGGGGAUCUGCCAGUUCCUUAGACUGGAUGACCUCUUCAAGCUGGGUGAGCCGCACCACCGCAAGGAACACUACCUAUCCAGUGUGAAUGAGUCAGGUACCAUGUCAGGUGUCAUCAUUGAAGGGAUGGACAGCCUCAACAGCAAGCUCUUUGUUGGCACACCUAUUGAUGGCAAGUCGGAAUACUUUCCCACAUUAUCUAGCCGCAAGCUGAUGGCCAAUGAGGAGAACGCUGAUAUGUUCAGCUUUGUCUACCAGGAUGAGUUUGUCUCUUCUCAGCUGAAAAUCCCCUCUGAUACGCUGUCAAAGUUUCCAGCAUUUGACAUCUAUUACAUCUACGGAUUCAGUAGCGAGCAGUUUGUCUAUUACCUGACUUUGCAGUUGGACACGCAGCUCACCUCACCUGAUGCUAGCGGUGAGCAGUUCUUCACCUCCAAGAUUGUGCGCCUAUGUGUGGAUGACCCUAAGUUCUACUCCUAUGUGGAGUUCCCUAUUGGCUGUACCAAGGACGGUGUGGAGUACCGGCUCAUCCAGGAUGCCUACCUUACUCGGCCCGGUCGGCUGCUCGCUCGCUCUUUGGGAAUCUCUGAGAAGGAGGACAUCCUGUUCACAGUUUUCUCGCAGGGCCAAAAGAAUAGGGCCAAACCACCUAAGGAGUCAGCGCUCUGCCUCUUCACACUACGUCGAAUCAAGGAAAAGAUCAAGGAACGCAUCCAGUCAUGCUACAAGGGUGAAGGCAAGCUGUCUCUGCCAUGGCUGCUAAACAAGGAGCUAACUUGUAUUAACUCGCCCCUGCAGAUCGAUGACAAUUUCUGCGGCCAGGACUUCAACCAGCCCCUGGGUGGAACCAGCACCAUUGAGGGCUUGCCGCUGUUUGUGGACAAGGAAGACGGCAUGACCUCAGUGGCUGCCUAUGACUACAGGAGCAACACGGUGGUUUUCACCGGCACCCGCAGCGGGAGGAUGAAGAAGAUCCUGGUGAACUCUGUGAGCUCCAGCCAGCCGGCACAGCUGUACGAGGACAUGGCGGUCAGCGCGGACAGCCCCAUCCUCAGGGACCUGCUGUUCAGCCCCGACCAUCAGUACAUCUACACGCUCACCGACAAGCAGGUGAGCCGCGUGCCGGUGGAGAGCUGUGAGCAGUACAGCAGCUGUGCGGAGUGCCUGGGCUCCCGCGACCCCCACUGCGGCUGGUGUGUCCUUCACAAUGUCUGCUCCCGGAAGGACCGCUGCGAGCGGGCCGAGCAGCCGCAGCGCUUCGCCUCGGACCUGCGCCAGUGCGUACAGCUCAGUGUGCAGCCCAGGAACAUCUCCGUCACCAUGUCGGAGGUGCAGCUAGUGCUGCAGGCCCGUAACGUUCCAGACCUGUCGCUGGGAGUCAACUGCUCCUUUGAGGACUACACGGAGACAGAGGGCCGCAUUGAGGCGGGGCACAUUUACUGCCGCUCCCCCUCGGCCCGUGAUGUCAUCCCCAUCACACGUGGUCAGGGGGACAUGCGGGUUAUCAAGCUGUACCUGAAGUCCAAGGAAACGGGCAAGAAAUUUGCCAGUGUCAAUUUUGUCUUUUACAACUGCAGCGUCCACCAGUCCUGCCUUUCAUGCGUCAACGGCUCCUUCCCCUGCCACUGGUGCAAGUAUCGGCACAUGUGCACGCACAACGCCCGGGACUGCUCCUUCCAGGAAGGCCGCGUCAACACGUCUGAGGACUGCCCCCAGAUCCUGCCGUCCACGCAGAUCUACAUCCCAGUGGGGGUGAUGAAACCGAUCACGCUGCUGGCUCGCAACCUGCCGCAGCCACAGUCAGGCCAGCGCAACUACGAGUGCAUAUUCCGCGUCCAAGGCGUGUCGCACAGCGUCACAGCUCUGCGCUUCAACAGCACCAGCAUCCAGUGCCAGAAGACUGUGUAUGACUAUGAGGGCAAUGACAUCAGCGACCUGCCAGUUGACCUAUCAGUGGUGUGGAAUGGAAACUUUGCCAUCGACAAUCCAUACAACAUCCAAGCUCACCUGUACAAGUGCUACGCGCUGCGGGACAGCUGCGGCAUGUGCCUGAAGGCCGACCCACGCUUCGAGUGCGGCUGGUGCGUCCAGGAGAAGAAGUGCUCCCUGCGGCAGGAGUGCACGCCCCCGGAGAGCGCGUGGAUGCACGCCGCCGCGGGCAACAGCCGCUGUGCACACCCCAAGAUCACAAAGCUCUUCCCAGAGACUGGCCCGAGGCAGGGGGGCACCAGACUCACCAUCACUGGCGAGAACCUGGGCCUCCAGUUCCGGGACAUCCAGUCUGGUGUGCGGCUGGGCAAGGUUUUGUGCCACCCCAUCGAAGACGAGUACAUCCGGGCUGAGCAGAUUGUGUGCCAGCUGGCUGAUGCCACAGGUUACCGGGUCCACGAGGCGCCGGUGGAGGUGUGCGUGCGCGACUGCCAGCCUGAGUACCGAGCCGUCUCCCCCAGGAGCUUCACCUUCGUGACGCCGUUCUUCUCCCGUGUUCAGCCCUCCCAGGGUCCACUCUCAGGGGGCACCAGGAUCUCCAUCGAAGGGAACCACCUUAACGCCGGCAGUGCUGUGUCCAUCAACAUUGGCCUGAACACCUGCCACUUUGAGAGGAGGAACACCAAAGAGAUUGUGUGUGUUACCCCCGCCGGUCAAAGUCCUGGUGGGGCGCCAGUCAUGGUGGACAUCAACUGGGCUGAGCUGCGUAACCCAGAGGUCAAGUUCAACUACACCGAGGACCCGACCAUUCUUAAAAUUGACCCGGACUGGAGCAUCGCCAGUGGAGGCACCCUGCUGACCAUCAGCGGCACAAACCUGGCCACCAUUCGGGAGCCUAAGAUCCGUGCCAAGUUCGGUUCUGCCGAGUCUUUUCACCUCUGCAAGGUCCACAACAACACAGUGAUGGUCUGCCCGGCACCUUCUGUGGCAGCCUCGGAGAAAGGCUUUUCGGAGCUCGGAAGCCGGCCCGACGAGAUCGGCUUCUACAUGGACAACGUGCAGUCGGUGCUGGUGGUCAACGAGACCUUCAGCUACUACCCCGACCCCGUCUUUGAGCCUCUGAGCCCCACUGGUGUCCUGGAGCUCAAACCAAGCUCUCCACUCAUCCUGAAGGGUCGGAACUUGAUUCCCCCGGUGCCCGGGAACUCGCGGCUGAACUACACGGUGCUGAUCGGCGACACCCCCUGCGUCUUGACUCUGUCCGACACGCAGCUCCUCUGCGAGUGGCCCAACCUCACGGGUCAGCACAAAGUCACAAUCAGAGCGGGCGGGUUCGAGUACUCGCCGGGCACGCUGCAGAUCUACUCGGACAGCCUGCUGACUCUGCCCGCCAUCAUCGGCAUCGGCGGCGGCGGCGGCCUGCUGCUGCUGGUCAUCAUCGCCGUGCUCAUCGCCUACAAGCGCAAGUCACGCGACGCCGACCGAACGCUCAAACGCCUGCAGCUGCAGAUGGACAACCUGGAGUCCCGGGUGGCGCUGGAGUGCAAGGAAGCCUUUGCAGAGCUGCAGACCGAUAUCCACGAGCUGACCCAGGAGCUGGAUGGGGCCGGCAUCCCUUUCCUGGACUAUCGCACCUACGCCAUGCGAGUGCUCUUCCCUGGCAUCGAGGACCACCCCGUGCUCAAGGAGAUGGAGGUGCCCGCCAACGUGGAGAAGGCCCUCACCCUGUUCGGCCAGCUCCUCAACAAGAAGCACUUCCUGCUGACCUUCAUCCGCACCCUGGAGGCGCAGCGCUCCUUCUCCAUGCGCGACCGCGGCAACGUGGCCUCGCUGAUCAUGACCGCCCUGCAGGGCGAGAUGGAGUACGCCACCGGCGUCCUCAAGCAGCUGCUCUCCGACCUCAUCGACAAGAACCUGGAGAGCAAGAACCACCCCAAGCUGCUGCUGCGUCGGACUGAGUCGGUGGCUGAGAAGAUGCUGACAAACUGGUUCACUUUCCUGCUCUACAAGUUCCUGAAGGAGUGUGCCGGUGAGCCCCUCUUCAUGCUGUACUGUGCCAUGAAGCAGCAGAUGGAGAAGGGUCCGAUCGAUGCCAUCACAGGCGAGGCCCGCUACUCCCUCAGCGAGGACAAGCUCAUCCGCCAGCAAAUCGAUUACAAAACCCUGACGCUGCAUUGUGUGAAUCCAGAGAACGAGAACUCCCCGGAAGUGACGGUGAAGUGCCUCAACUGUGACACCAUCACUCAGGUGAAGGAGAAGCUGCUGGAUGCUGUGUAUAAGGGCAGCCCCUACUCUCAGAGGCCCAAAGCUGGAGACAUGGACCUGGAGUGGCGCCAAGGCAGGUUGGCCAGGAUCAUCCUUCAGGAUGAAGACGUCACCACCAAGAUUGACAAUGACUGGAAACGACUCAACUCACUGGCGCACUAUCAGGUGACGGACGGCUCCGUUAUCGCCCUGGUGCCCAAGCAGAACUCCGCUUACAACAUCUCCAACUCUUCCACCUUCAGCAAGUCCCUCAGCCGAUAUGAGAGCAUGCUCCGCACGGCCAGCAGCCCCGACAGCCUGCGCUCUCGCACGCCCAUGAUCACGCCAGACCUGGAGAGCGGCACCAAGCUGUGGCACCUGGUGAAGAACCACGAGCACGGCGACCAGCGGGAGGGUGACCGCGGCAGCAAGAUGGUGUCCGAGAUCUACCUGACCCGCCUGCUGGCCACCAAGGGGACAUUGCAGAAGUUCGUGGAUGACCUCUUCGAGACCAUCUUCAGCACGGCUCACCGCGGCAGUGCCCUACCUCUGGCCAUCAAGUACAUGUUUGAUUUCCUGGACGAGCAGGCGGACAAGCACCAGAUCUCUGACUCAGAUGUUCGCCAUACCUGGAAGAGUAACUGUCUUCCACUACGCUUCUGGGUGAACGUCAUCAAGAACCCCCAGUUUGUCUUCGACAUCCACAAGAACAGCAUCACGGACGCCUGCCUCUCCGUGGUGGCCCAGACCUUCAUGGAUUCCUGUUCUACCUCGGAGCACAAACUGGGCAAGGACUCGCCCUCCAACAAGCUGCUCUACGCCAAGGACAUCCCCAACUACAAGAACUGGGUGGAAAGGUACUACUCUGACAUCUCUCGGAUGCCGGCGAUCAGCGACCAGGACAUGAGCGCCUACCUGGCGGAGCAAUCUCGCCUCCACCUCAACCAGUUCAACAGCAUGAGCGCCCUGCACGAGAUCUACUCCUACAUCGUCAAGUACAAGGACGAGAUAUUGUCGGCGCUGCAGAAGGACGAGCAGGCACGCAGGCAGCGGCUGCGCGGAAAGCUGGAGCAAGUCGUGGACACCAUGGCUCAGGCUAGCUGAGGACAACCCUGUCCCUCUCAGAGGACCGGAGGAGGGCUGUGCCGUUCAGGGCAUGUUUAUAAGAAUAAGUAAAUAAAUAAGCCAACAAACUAAACGGAAGGACUGCAAGCACUGAAGCAGUUGCACUGGUAGACAGUACAGAGCCGGAUGGAUGAGUGCGGCCUGGUGUUAGUUUUUACCUUCCCUUACACCUCUCCAUCGCCCGUAAUGCCUAGACGCCCUUAACCCAAGAAAGAAACUGCAUCCAAACGAGUUCCAUUGCAGUUUUUUCUUCUCUCUGUUUUCCCUCGUAUUGAAUUGUGUACCACAGUUUUACGACUGGAAAGCGGCUGGUGAAAGGAAUGACUAGAGUAACUGGUGAGGAAUGACUACCCAUCAGUGUGGGGACUGAUGGGUAAUUAUGGUCACAUGACCACCUGUCAUGGAGAAGAUUCGGACCAGGCUCAGGUCACAUCAAGGACAUUUGGUUGUGACAUUUUUAAUCCACUCCACUGCCCACUCUGGACUGCUGUCACUUGUGUUACUGCUGAAUUUGCACAAUUUACAGGAACUCAAACAGAAGAAAAAAUAUAGAAAUUAUAUAUAUAAAAAUAAAUACAGUUGCAUUUUUAAAGAAAUAUGUGAAAAUAAAGUGGGGAAACUUAGUUUUUUUCUGUCUUUUUAAACAUACAGAAAUUAAAAUGACAAAAAAAGCCUUUGAUAUUUCAGUGAAAAAAAAAAUGUCCUGUGAGAUGUUUUAUUUAAAUGUCAUUUAGUGCUAAGACCUUUUGUUAGAUAAAGUGUGCUAUAAUUUAAAUGUUAACCUGCUUUGUGACUGAAAAGUCAUUUGGAGGGUAGGGGUGUAUCAAAACCUAAAACAUCAUUAGCAGGGGAAGUUUCGCCAUGUCUGUUUGCGGGGGGUGGGGGGGCGGUGCAAACACACAAAUGUAGGUUUCAGUGGUAUGUACUAUGGAAACAAGUACUGUUUAGAUUUGAUUUGCAGAUGUUCUUAUCUUAAGUGAAAUUGUGGUUUUUCGAUGUGAGAACAAAACCCUUGUUUGGGCUGUGACUCCCACGCAGGACAGCCUCUGUGCUUCGAAGGGGGGCUCGUCUCGCGGCAUAUUAGCUUGGCGAGUCAGGCCUGGGGAGACCGGGCUCGUUUGCGCUGUACAAUCCCGCUGUGACUCCCUUGUUCACAGCAGUAAUUGUUUGAUGAAGUACGUUGUAUUACUUGAAGAAAGACACCUCUUCUCCCAUUUGUUGAGCCUGGAUUCCAAGAGCCAUCCGUGGUUCUUGGCAGUGAGGACGCAGUACCUGGGAUGAAAACCCUGAAACCCUGCCCUGAAAACCGACACACAGGUCUCCUGUUGGAUUUCCAAAUCAGUCCCCUCUGUCAGAGCCAUUCCAGGGGCAGUGUCCUGUGCCCCCCCCUCUAACCCCACCCGCCACCCCGCACCAGCCUGUCUCUGCCAUCUCAACCUCUGAAUGUAUGACGCCAUCGGCAGAAUGCGAGGUGAUGUUGGGUCCCGGCAGACCUCUGCUCCUCUACUCACAGCGGAUCCUGCAGCCAGGGAGCGAGGCAGCCCAGUGGGGCCAUCAGCUGGCACUCUGAGCGACCCUAAUAAAGCAGAGCAGCAUAGAGUUUGCAGCUGAACCCAGUGUGAACCCAGUGAUCUGAAGUGGUCUUUGGCAGGGGGGGGAGGGGGGGGCGGACCAAGGCUGUUUCUCAACUUGAUAGCUAAAUAGCACCAUACGCCCCUUGUCCCAGCACAAGAAAACAGCACAGUUGACACCAUUAAGCUUUCGAUUGUUUCUUUUUGUAUUUAAUUUUCUUAUUUUAUAAUAGACGUUUCAAGUCCGACUUGUACUGAAAAUGUAAAUUGUCAUUGUUUGCUUGAACCAAACUGUGGUCUGUAAUGUAUUUGCUAUAUUUUUUCCCAUCAAAAGCGAAAUCCCUCUCCCCUUCCAGUUUAUUUAUUUAAUUUUCUUUCCUCGUGUUUUCGUUUUAGGAUAGUUUCCCUCAAGUAAGUGUUCUUGGUCGGUAGCAGUGUAUCGCUGGUUGAACAUCCAUCCGUAUUGCGUUUGUGUUCCGUUGUUAUUUUAUGAGGUUCAGGCAAAAAAAAUAAUGACUCUGAUGGAAGUUUUAAAAAGGCAACUUUGUCUUGAGUACCAAGAUGGUGAAUCGCUGCUGCUUAACCCUGCUUUUUUGGAGUAGAUGAAGGUUCUGUCUUUCCAAUUUGAUAAAUUUUCUGAAAUUCACUCCCAUGUAAGCUGUGUGAGAGGUUUCUUUAAAAACAACUCAACUUAACAGGGAGGAAUAAGUCUGGCCUGCUCAGAUGGUUAGGUCACUUUUUUUUGAGAAUUUUAUUUUUCACAAACAACUGGGAAAAAUUUGGGUUGAUUACAGGCCAACAAAACAAAUGGAUAAAGGAAGAGAAAUUAUGUGUAUUUUAGGCUGUGUGUGAUGUAUUUUUUUUAUCACAAUGGUACUUUUAGGAGUAUUUUUUGGCCAUUUGUUGUGUCUGUCUCUUCGUUGAGAUACAGGGCAUCUGUAAAGCACCUGGUCAGCUCUCUCCUCCUGCUUGUGGGGCCCCUUAGCAGGGCUGGGCCCCAGUUGCACUAAAGGGGCCACAAGCCUCGCAGCAUUUCAUUCCAGCUCAGGCUCUCAAUAGCAUAGAAUUCUCUAGUAUCCCUGGUCCAUCUUAUUUAAGUCAUUAGAUUUUUAAAGGGUACUUCUGAAUUUUGAAGGACCAGGUCAGUUUCCAGGGACUGAAACUACUUACACUUGAUGGUUGGGUCAAUCAUCUAUGAAAUUUCAGUUUCUGCUGGCCCCUUUUGUAAUGUAAGGUCUACUGCAGGACCCAGUCUGCUGGCCAUUGGCACAGCAAGAGAUUUAAAAAAGAUUCUUUAACAACAUGACUGGGCCCUUUAGAUUGUGCCAAUAAUUAGUUACAUUUGUUAUAAUAAUUAAUUAGCCAAUUCCACCAAAGGGAUACUAUCAAUCUCAUGUAACAGCUUUCCUAAUGUAUAUCUUGGUGUAUUUUGCCACUAGUUGUGAAGGAGUCUUUGGAGAUUGCAAUGGUAAAGCAGUCAGUUGAGUUCCAGCCUCAGGAUAUUUUUUUUUCCUUGUUUGAUCUUGGUUUUGCUGUUCUGUUCAAGGGGUGUAAAGGAAGGUUUUCCCUUAUGAAAUAGAGUAGUGGGUGGUUUCAUAAUUUGCAUGACUAGACUUGAGUAUUUGGGACUUAAAAUGCCUGUUUUCCUUUUUUUUUUUGCCCCUUGGUCUGUGGAGAGAAACUGCUUAUUGAGAUGGUACGUGGGCAGUCAUGUGGUGCAGAGGACUUUAGUGUCAGAUCUCACCCAGGCAGAUGGGACGAGGAGCAGGGUGGCAAUGGAGCCAGUGAUGCUGUUUUCAUGAGCACAUACAGGGGCGGAUUAACUUAUCUGGGGGGCCUAGGCUGACAUCAGCAUGGACACUCAGGUGUUGCCAAUUUAACUAGUCGAUCCAUUUUGCCCGAUGUGGGGCGGGGCCCUGAUGUUUCCCAGGGCCCUAGGCUGUAGCCUAGGAUCGCCUAUGCAUUAAUCCGCCCCUGAGCACAUAGUGCCUUGUCAGCUCCCGCCUGUCUCCCCUUUGCCAUCCCACCCUGGCAGCCCCCCAGCUUCUGUCCCCCUCGGUUCUCCCUCCUGUUCCCCGAAUCCAAAGUUCUGGUCUUUCCCGUCAUCUUGCUCACUCCACAUCUUCUAUAUCUGGAUGAGUUCAGAACUUUGCCCUUUCAACCUCUCAUAAUCUUCUUUGAAAACAUUUUGUUUUGCUCGUAUAUUGAAAAGCUGUCCUUUUUAAAGCUAAAUUGAAAUGCAUAAGAACAAAUGAUAUACACAGAUAAAUUUAAGCGGGAAAAAAAAGAGUUUUAAUACUAUAUGGAUUCCGAUACAUUUUUAAGAGUUUCAGACUUGAAGCAACUGUGACAGGUUGGCUGUUAAAUGCUCAUUGUGUAAAUAUUCUGCUAUUUCCUAUUUUGCUGGUUUAUUACUUGUAAAUAAAUGCGCAUCAAGGAGAGAUUAAAGUUUUUUUGCUAAAUA